GCGGCUUUACGGCUUGUCGCAAACUCUCCGCCCAUUGCGGCGGCCGCCGCGCAGCCGUAAAGCGGAGCCGCCCGCGCCCCCCGCCCGGCUGGCAGCAGCGGCUGGCGGCAGCAAUGGCGCACGUGGGCCCGCGGGUGGAUUACCUGGCCGGGUUCUGCUGCCCGCCGGGGGGGCUGGCGGCCGGCAAGCCCCGGGUCCUGUGCCACGCCAGCGAGAUCUACCUGUCCAACGGCAGCGAGUUCGUGUACGUGUACGACCAGGAGGGGAAGGUGCUGAAGGCCGUGUACCGAUGCCCCGAGCAGGUCUGGCACAUGGAGCUGCUGCCCCAGCCCCGCCAGCUCUACAUCCUCUGUGCCCACAGCGGGAUUUACUGCGUGUCCCUGGAGCAGCAGAGCAGGUUAAUGGAGCAGACGGAUGGUGACGGCCAAGAAAGCAAUUGCCCAUCCGGCGUUCUCCCCGUGGAUUCGGACGCCUGCAUCUUCCCAGACGCCAGCCUGUGCAUGUUCACUCUGCUCAACAGCUUCGUCGUCACCUUGUCCCGGGCCCACGGCAAGUGGUGGAUGAAGCUGCACGAGCUGCAGGGCCCCGAGCACGAGACCCCCCCGUACCGGCAGGUCAGCGAGGUUGGCUUCUGCCCCGGCCCCCCGCCUGGCGAUGAGGGCGAUGGGACCCCCUCCCACUUCCUGCCCGUCCUGUGCUGCGCAUCCUCCCCAGGCACCCUGGGCUCCGGGGAGGGGCUGUGGUGCUCGGGGGGCUUCGUGUUGGAGGAGCCCCUCUUCAGCCUGCUCUUUGGGAUCGACGUGGCCAUGCUGGAGUCCCCGAUGAUCCUGUGCGGCUUCCCGGAUGGACAGCUCUGCUCCGUGCCGCUGAAGGCCCUCAGCUCCUCGCCUCCCCUCGACGGCUGCCACGACGUUUCCAAGCAGGACCCUCCGGUGAAGAUCCUCCAUCACCUGGAAGAGCCCAUCGUCUUCAUCGGGGCCUUGAGGACGGAGCGGAGGGCGGCCGAAGACGCCGAGGACGAGCAGCUCUUUGGAGACACCGGUUGUGACUGCGUGGUGGCCGUGGGGCACUACGGGAAGAUGGUGGCUGUGAAGGCGGAUCAGAGGGAGGAGGCCACGGUACCGGAGCUCAGGGAGUACUGCCUGCGCGGGCCCAUCCUGUGCGCUGCCUGCGGCAGCGGCAGCCGCAUGUACUACAGCACCCACUCGGACAUCUCCGCCGUCGACCUGGACUGGGUGGGCGACUCCUCCGACCCCGAGGACGCGGAGAGCAGCACCGGGGUCCUGCCCCCCGUCCUCUCUCCGGCCAGUUUAAGUAUCUGUAGCGUUGUGGCUCUUUCCUUGUCUUCUCGGGCGUCAGAAGGUGAAUCCGAGCUCUUGGCCCUGUCUGCCAAAGGCCGCCUCAUGUCCUGUGGCUUAUGCAGCCCCGAGGAGCCCGACGGGGAGCUGACACCCGCUGAGAUUGGCCGGAGGAUUAAGGAGCUGCUGUCUGGGAUCGGCAACACCUCGGAGAGAGUUUCCUUCCUGAAGAAAGCAGUGGACCAAAAGAACCGAGCCCUGGCCAGCCUGAACCAGGUGAUGAACGUGAGCGCGGCCUUGCUCUCCAGCCAAGAAGGCCAGAAGCCCAUUGCUUGCACUGUCACUGCCAACUGGAGCUGCCUCCUGCUCCGAGACACCGUCACCAUCUCCUGCCUGCUGGAGAACUGCAGCGAGUACAGCCUGGAGGAGGGCUGGACCCUCUGCGUUCAGCUCCUGGCCAGCCCCUGUGCCUUAGAGGAGGAAUCUGCGGACGCAGCCACCACCUUCACCUUCCCCAUCGACCAGCUCCUCCCUGGCAACAAGAGGGAGCUGACGCUGCCCCUCGGCUCUGCUGCCGACGCCAAGCUGGACCUGCCUCUGACCAUCUCCUGUGCCCUCUACUACAGUUUACGGGAUAUUUUGGGCAGUGGCUCCGACUCCUCCGAGGCCCUGGAUGAUUUCCUGCCCGACGACUCGCCCCUGCUCUCCCCGGACAGAGAGGGCAUCUGCCUGCCCCUCAGCGAGUGCACCAUUGACAUGCUCCAGUGCCUGCGCUUUAAGAGCAGCCCCCCAGGGACGGACCCCUCCCCACUGACCCCUGCACCCCCAGACCCUGUGGAGACCUUCUUGAAAGUGGCCCUGGAGCAGACUGAGCCCAAGGGGGGCAAGGAUGAGGAGCAGCCGCCCGCCCCGGGAGAGGGGAACCUGCCCCCGUCGGCAGCAUCCAUCAGGGUGUCCUCGGAGCUGCUGAAAACCGCGCUGAAAGCCUCUGACUCAGAGGUGCCCCUGAGCUGUGCCACGCUGCGCUGGCUGCUGGCCGAGAACACCGGGGCCGAGGCGCUGAGCAGCGGGACCGUGACAUCGGUGCGCGGCGCGGCUCCGGACGGAGGGGAGCUGCAGCUGCUCGUGCGAGAGGUGUCCAUGAACGACCUCAGCCCCACGGGGCCCAUCCAGGCCGUGGAGAUCCUGGUGGAGAGCCCAUCCUUGGCUGACGUGUGCAGGAUGCACCACGCCGUCAUCCGGCGCAUCCAGGCGCUGGUGCUGGAGCAGGCAGCGCAGGGCUCGGGGCCCCCUGACCUCCGCAUGCAGCACCUGCGCCAGAUCCAGGCCAACCACGAGACCCUGCUGAAGGAGGCGCAGACCCUCCGGGAGCAGUCGCCCCAUGGUGAGGAUGGAGCCGCCAUGGCUGAGAAGCUCCUCCAGAUCUACCAGCAGCUGCGGAACCCCAGCCUUGUUCUGCUCUGAGCAGCGGGGUGACCCCGACCCCGCCGGCCGGGGCGGGUGCCCAUGGGACAGCGGCGAGGAGGGACCCCCACCGGAGGAGGAGCAGGCCCGGGCGGGCGGUGAGGCCCCGGGUGGCUGCGG
Molecule: messenger RNA, 2882 nt
Organism: Neopsephotus bourkii (Bourke's parrot)
Lineage: Eukaryota; Metazoa; Chordata; Aves; Psittaciformes; Psittacidae
Gene: FAAP100
Product: FA core complex associated protein 100
Exons: 10
Coding region: 114-2762 (882 amino acids)
Biological process (GO): interstrand cross-link repair
Cellular component (GO): Fanconi anaemia nuclear complex; nucleoplasm
Source: RefSeq, a predicted model, not a curated record